Acanthoscelides obtectus is the source of this 2226-nucleotide messenger RNA. NCBI's taxonomy places the organism in Eukaryota, Metazoa, Arthropoda, Insecta, Coleoptera, Chrysomelidae. The record is from the annotation of a GenBank genome assembly.
CCACAUUAUAUUCCAAUAUUAAUGCAACUUCAGCAUUCCGGAGAACUCCAUUGAUCAAUAUGUAACAAAUGAGGGAAAUAAUGUUGGCGAACUUAAUGGUGGCAUAUUGUUAGCCUUGGGGCACGAAGUGGAAUUGCCAGAAACUAAGGGCCCCUCUAUCCAACAGGAUGUAGCCGACAGAUGGAAAACGGUAAUUAAGAAAGGAUUGGAAGAUGAAAAGAGGCGUGAUAUUAUGAAAAAGUACCCUCCUCCAGAGAAUGCCCAUAAUUUUGGAGCCCCAAAGCUAAAUGCGGUGGUUAAACAAGCUAUUGUGGAUUCGGUAGCAAAAAGAGAUUCUCGUCUCAGUUGUCAGCAGGCUCAAGUAGGAUCUGGCUUAUCUGCAAUUGCAAUUGUUAUUUCAGACUUAUUGAAAACAGAGGGAGGAAAUACAGAACUAAUAGAAAAAUUAAGCGAUGCGGGACGCCUUUUGUCGGAUGUCCCCCAUACACUCAGUGUAUCUAGAAAGGAGCUUGCCAUACUAAACUUGAAUAAGGAAUGGAAAGAGACUCUAAUUGAUUCUCCUGUUGAUGAAUGGCUCUUCGGGGAGGAUUUGGAAGAAAGAUUAAAAGCUGCAAAGAGUCUACAGUUUUCAUCCAAGCAAUUGAAAAUAGUUAAAGCGCCACAGCCAAAGAAAACUAUUUCAAAAAAUACUUUAAACUACAGAAGUCCAUCCAGUUAUCAACGGGGAGCCAAACUAGGUGGACGAUAUCGCCAAGAUCCCAGCAAUCAUAAUCCCAGCAAUCCAGGUUCCAGCAAGCAGUACAACUCUCGGUACAAUCGCCAGGGGGAAUAUCCUCGACUGGGUCAAUACAAGAAUGCGAAGAAAUACCGCAAGUAUUAGAGAAUUCCACAUCCGCUAUCGGAACACAUUUCCCUGAUGGCAGGUCGAUUAUCCGGGAAGCGCUUAAGCUAGGCAAAGUGCCAACCGACUCCUUGGAGAUUUGCAUGGCCUCAAUCUCAGAGUCUACCUUAAAGCAAUAUAGUUCGGGUUUAAAACUAUGGUGGGAGUAUUGCUCUACCAAGAAAGCAGAUCCCUAUUCGGUUUCAGUAGUAACCGUCUUAGAGUUUCUAACCAAUCAUUUUAAGAAAGGAGCAUCUUAUAGUUCUUUAAAUACUUAUCGGUCUGCUAUAGCUCAAGUAGCGGGGCGAGACUUGGCACAGGAUUACAGGAUUCAGAAAUUGUUCAAAGGAGUCUAUAUGCUUAGACCAAGUUUACCGAAAUAUCAAAAUACUUGGGAUCCAGCAGUAGUUUUAAAUUUUCUAAGGGAAUGGAAAAACAAAGAUAUCACUUUGAGGAAAUUGAACCAAAAACUUGUAACCCUUUUAGCAUUGACCACAGGUCAACGUCUUCAAACUUUAGCCCUUAUAGAAAUCACGCACAUUUAUAAAUCAGAGAUCGAAAUAAAUAUAGCGGUGCCCCAAAGAAUUAAGACCUCUGGUAAAGAUCGAUCCCAGCCAUUUUUCCACCUUCCUUUUUUAAACUCGGAUCCGGAAGUUUGUGUGGCUAGGGUAAUCCUUACCUACCUAGAAAAAACAGAAAAUCUAAGGGGUUCUGAAACAAGUUUAAUUCUAACCAGCAAAAUGCCUUACCGUAAAGCAUCUACGCAGACCUUAAGUCGCUGGAUUAAGAUUAUUUUAGAAAAAAGUGGCAUUGACGUACACAAAUUUCCUGCGCACAGUACCAGGCAUGCGGCGGGGUCUGCUGCAAAAAGAAAAGGGCUAAAUAUGGACACAAUUCGUCUUUCCGCGUGUUGGUCUAGAGACUCUAGGAUGUUUGCUCAAGUAUAUAAUAGGCCACUAUUGUCAGAUCAAACAUUUGCAGAAGCUGUACUUACAUGUUAGUUAUUAAAUUUUUUUCUGAAAGAUGUUGUUACUUACAGGGUUAUAAUUACAUAUAUUACUUACUUUCUAUUAACUAACACCAUUAUUACUAUUACUAUUAUUAUUGUUACUUAUAUUACUUAUGUAAUGUGACAUUGUGAACAUAAAUUACAUACCUACCAUAGGUAAUAUGUAAUAUUAUAUAGGUAGUUCAUUUUCUGUUUGGAAUAGAAAAUUCGCAAUGUAUGCAGUCUCUAAUUGUUGCAAUAAACUCUAAAUAUCUACGUAUUACUAUUUUUCGAGACGGGGCCGAAUAUAAUCAUAAGAUCAAACGAACUUACCUGUGAUGUUCGAUCUUGAUUAUAU